GGCCAGCAGGAUAACUGUAACAGGACGCUGUUUCAGUUGCAGUCGCACUGUUGCCGAGAGUAAAACGAAUUGUACGAAAGGCGGGUGACAAGAAAAUGCAAUUAUAAAUAGUACAAAAGGAAUUGGUGGGGUAGUGAAGAAGCGUUGUGUUCUGUAGGUUGCAAAGGGAAAGUUUAAAGUGAAACAAAAAAUUUAAAUUAAGAAGUGGAAUUAAAUGUUCAAAAGUUUCAAUUCUGAAUUACUUAAUAUUGAAAGCGAUGAAUGCUGCCAUUUAAAUUAUCAGCGGAAAUCGCUAAACACAAGAUAACAGAAAAUAAGUAACAGAAAUUGUAAUUUUAAUUUUUAAAUUUUAAUUAAAAUGAAUUGUAACUUAGGGUACGAUUAGUUUAGUACCGUCAAUAAAAACAAAAAACAGUUUUGCCAACCAAGUACCGUCAACAAAAAUUACCUUCCUAAUAGUGACAAUAUUCCAUUGGAUACUCACAAACCUCACUACUGAGUGCCCGCUCAGCAUAAUUUCACAUACAUAGCUGUGAUCCUUUAAUGCCAUAAAUUAUUGCUCAAUAGGCUGUGUGUUUCUUGAAAAGUGGCAAAUUGCCAAGCAGUAAAACGUCCAAACCAGCAACAAGUACGAGCGAGUACAAAUUAAAGUGAAGGUAUAAAGCACAAUGCCAGACAGCAAAAAAGCCGAUGAAGAAAUUAGCGAUAAGGCAUCAACGUGUGGGAAGGUGCUGAUAUUCCUAUCUCUUGUGCUUGUCAUGCUAACAUUGCCGUUUAGUUUGUUCGUGUGCUUUAAGGUAGUACAGGAGUAUGAACGCGCUGUUAUAUUUCGUUUGGGUCGUCUUAUGCAAGGUGGAGCCAAAGGCCCUGGUAUCUUCUUUAUUCUGCCUUGCAUUGACUCGUAUGCCCGUGUGGACCUACGUACACGCACCUAUGAUGUUCCACCACAGGAGGUUCUGACAAAGGAUAGCGUCACCGUCUCGGUGGAUGCAGUGGUUUAUUAUCGCGUUUCCAAUGCGACAGUUUCUAUAGCGAACGUGGAGAACGCUCACCAUUCGACCAGACUUUUGGCACAGACUACUCUACGAAACACAAUGGGAACUCGGCAUUUGCAUGAGAUACUCAGCGAACGAAUGACAAUUUCCGGCACAAUGCAGGUUCAACUGGACGAAGCAACUGACGCAUGGGGCAUUAAAGUCGAACGUGUUGAAAUCAAGGAUGUACGCUUGCCAGUACAACUGCAACGCGCUAUGGCCGCCGAAGCCGAAGCAGCGCGUGAGGCACGUGCUAAAGUCAUUGCCGCCGAAGGAGAGCAGAAAGCAUCCAAGGCAUUGCGCGAAGCAUCCGAGGUAAUCGGAGGCUCACCAGCAGCGCUACAAUUGCGCUACCUGCAGACACUUAACACAAUAUCGGCGGAAAAGAACUCAACGAUAGUUUUCCCAUUACCCAUCGAUUUAAUCACUUAUUUCCUAAAGACAACCGAAGCGACGGCGCAGCAGCAGCAAAAUGCCGUUGUGCCAGCGGUGGCAGGCGUGAGCACGGAACAUUCACCGCAGCAAUCGACAUCACCGCAAGCGGGAAUACAAACAUCAUCUAUGUAAAAAAACAAAAACAUAACGUAGAUAACCGUAUGCAAGGAACAUAAUUUGCAAACGAUUUUAUGAUAAAUCAAAAGCGGAAAAAUAUUUGCAUAUAAGAAAAUAAUUGAAUGGGCGCGACACAUUGUUCAAGUUUAGCUGGAAAAAUGUGGCUUCGGGUACAAAUGACGUUUGCUGUAUAAUAGACAUAUAGAUUUUCGAUUUUGAACAGAGUGGAUGAAAGGAGCUCGAAACAGUGAGCACAAAAAGUAUGCGUCGUCGAUCAAGUGAAUUAAAUAAAAAGUCUAGACUUUCAAAUAGUCAAUAGACGUGUCCUAGUCAACCUACUUAUAAAUGUUAGUUACUUAAAACUCCAUGAGCACAAUCACAGUUAGAUUAAAGCCGAAAAUUAGCUUCAAUUAAUUUACUUGAAUUUAACUAUGAAGUUGCUGGUUACUUAUUGUCGUCGUCCCGGUAGUAAUUGACAGACAAAUAAGAACAAUAUUGGCAUACGUCUCACAUAAUGCAGGGCGGCAAAACACUCGCAUAGCCACUCGUACAUAGUAGGUGUAUUAGUAUUUGUACGUUAAUUCUCAAUAUAUGUAUGCACAAAAAUAUAUAACAGCCUUAAACCUAACCUGGCUCCCUCACUUUGUGUUGCUGUCAAACCAGCGUUAAAUUACUAGCAUGAGCCGACUUGUUACUUUAAAGAAUAGUAUUAGUAGCACAAUAACAAAAAAACCGCGUUCAAACAGUUGAUUCGUAGUGUUGAAGGAAAUCUGACGCGUCUUGCAAAGGGUACUAGUGAUAAGAUUCUUAUCACGAACCAAGAUUUUGAAAAAUCCCAAGCCUAAGAUCCAAAAGUUGUAAAAAAUUAAGCGACGAAUACUUUUUGUGCACACUUCACACAUGCCCACACACAUCUAGCGUGUAUAUUUAUAACAUACUGAAUAAGGAUAUUAUGGUAUAAGUAGUUUUAGGGAUUUGAAAUAAUGUUGCUGAAUGGCGUUAAGUUUGCUCGAUUAGCGUAAAUUCAAACAAAUUGCAAUUUUCCAAAUAUUGAUUGCAAAAAUUUAUUACAGUUAUUAGCUGUCUCAAAUAUAUUAGAUAUAUUCAUUAUUGCAAAACAUUAAUAAGCCACGAAAAAUAUAUAUAAUACUUAGUACUUUUAUUGGAUUAAACAAAAAUUGUGCAAUACAUAAUUAUUUGAUGAUUUCACGAGAUUUACAAGCACGCAAUGGAUUUAUCAAAAACUUAGCUACGCAAAUACUUAAGUAGUUAUAUAUUUAUCAACUACCACGGCAUUUAAAAGUAUAAUGACUUGUUUUACAAUUUAACUAGUUAAAAAAUUGAUGAGAGGUAGUUUAAUAUAUUUGUGUGUAUGUAUAUGUGCAUCUAAUAUUAAGCCUCGGUCUGCGUAUAAGUGCUUUGAAAAAUAGCGUAAUUGGGAGUAUAAGUGAUACUUAACAAAUACAUAUAUUAUACAAUACAUUUGUAUAGAUAUAUGUAAGUUCAACAAAUACAUGUGCAUACACAUAUACGCAGAUACAUAUGUAUAAGUGCACAAAAGUCGCAUGUCCCUUUGCAUUGUGACUUCGAUAAUUUCCUCACAAAAAAAAACACUGAAAAAUUAGGAACAAAAUGAUGCUACAAAGAGGGGCAAACUUAAUCAGCCAAUUUGGUUUUUUCAUAUCUGUUUCAUUAAAUAAAAACAAAAUAUUUUGCGUGGUGGAAACCUUUAUUUAGAAGCAGGUCUAAAUGUAUUUUGUUUGUAUAUUGAAGUUCGCAAGUGUCAAAUGUGAUUGGCAUUCAAUGCCAUUUGCAAGAAAUAUAAAUCUCCCGAUAUCGUGACAGACUGUGUACUCUCCCCCGCUUCUGAAGAGGACACCACUUUUUAUGCGUCUGUCCCGCCUUCGCUUGAGAUCUUUGGCACUGAUGUGUUAAGAAGCGACCACCUUGGCUCCGUAGCACCACAAGAUCUAAUCAGAUUCUUCGGAGGACGGGUAGAUUUAAAGAAAAUUAAAAGGAAAUCCGAAUACAGUUUUUUAAAAUUAAUCACCCUAUCACGCAAUAAAAAUGCCCAUCAAUUAAAAUAUUUUUUUUUUGAAAUAAUUAAUUUAUACUGGUGAAGACUUCUGACGCUGAUUAGAUUUUGUUAACUCUACUGAUCUACACCCCCAUUAUUAUAUACACCAGAAUGGUUCAUAGAGCCAACAAAGGAUUAUAUACGGGCGUAUUCUUUGAAUCCUUCCCUUAACGCACUGUUUCAUUUUCUUGUUGCAAAUACCCCUCAAUGAGGGGAAGAACGCAGAACCAAGGACACUAAGUCCCGUUCUGAAAGACGCUGUGUGAUAAAGCAGGUAGUUAGAAGUAUCUUUACAUUACCUUCAUUACAAGCCACGGUGUACAGAAUAAGUAGGUGGCGCCUUUCGAAACCCGCUACUUUAUUUUUCGAGAUUUUGACAAACGAUUACUUCAGGGCUGGAAAUUGGGAAUAAGCUAUCUUGUAUUAUAUCAUUCUUGGUUACAAGCUGCGGAUAUUUCACGUUUCCCCUGGGGAGCACUUUACGUAAAGAAAUUGUGGUGGGGGAAGUGAAAAGUUUGGUAGUUUCUUCGUUGCAAAAGUGAUUCCUGCAAAAUUGCAUUCAACAAGGUCUGCGUUUUCAAUAUAUUGACAUAUCUGGCUCCGCUCUCAGGUAGCCGAGAUAGUCCCUUGACCGACAACAGUUUAAGACAGUUAAAGUUAUCAGGAAAAAAUUUCAUACGCACGUGUAAAGGUUAAUGUUGCAUACUCUUUUUUCACUUUCUCAUCAAAUUCAUUUUUUAAAGGUCUUUAAAGUUUUAAAGAACUAAAGUUUUAAUGAAUUAUAAUCAUUUAUUAAAAGUUAGAAUUGAAGCCUCCAAAAACUAUUUCUUUCACAAUGACUUUAAUUUCCUUAGAUGACUCCCCGGUAGCACUUAUCUCCUUUUCAAGCGUUCUCUUCCAUGUGCACCUAGGCCGACCUUGCUCCUUCCAUUGCAGUGCCUGCAGACUUUAGUUGGGCCCGUUCGGAAGGUGUCCCCGAUCUAUUUCUAAGUUUUAUCUUAGAAUGCAUAGGUGGUUUAUUGCCCUGAUCCCAAAGAUCUGCGUUGGAGAUUAUUCUGGGCCACCAGAUACGCAGAAUCGUAGAAUCAGCCAUGGGCACUUAUUGAUGAAAACUUGUACUUUGUUGGGGAGCAAGUCUGCCAUUAACCAUGUUUCGCAGCCAUAGAGAAAAACCGAUUUAACGUUGGAUUUAAAGUUGCGCAUAUUAAUUAUAGUGGAAAUCGUAGAGGAAAUCCAGACUUUAUUAAGUUGCGCAAACGCACCGAAGGCUUUUGCUAUUCUAGACUGAAUGGCAUCUGCUGCACCGCCGUCUGUAGAGAUAAUGCGUCCCCAGUAAGUGAAGUUGCCGACAUUUUUAGUACUGGUAUUUGUUGCGUUAAAACUGCUGACACGAUCCCCUAAAUUCACUCUUAAUGAUUUCGUUUUUCCGAAUUUAAUAUUUUUAAUUUUUAAAGAUUUGCAUCUAUAGUCAGACAUUUUGAGAUUCAAAAAAUUGUUUUAAAUAAUAUGCUUUUAAAUAAUAUGCUCGUUCAAACUAUGAUAUCCUUAUAAAUAUCACAAGAAAGCGAAUAUAUUCAGCUGCUAAAAAAACAUUUUUCUUACAUUCGCCUGGGCAAAUCUAGAUUUUUAUAGUAACCAUUGCGUAUAUUUUAUUUCAGAGGAGGAAAGUGGAACCAUUUUUUUACGUUUUUAUAAAACUUAUCUGUGAGUGAAGAAGUAGUAGGGUUAGCGAGAUUGGCUCAGUUUUCAUAUCUUUAUUUAGCCACCUGCCUAAAAUCUUACACUAUUCCAGUCGCAUAUGCAAAUCUUGGAGCUUGUCGAGUUUUUAUUAACUGUUAUGUAGCAAAUUCUACUCUUACCGCUCUAAGUGUGUAUUUAAAAAUCACGCAUAAAUCAAAAAACUAUUGAACGCUGCAUAGGUAAAAGGAAUUUAAAAUAAGAUUAGAAAUGCGUACAUAGGUAUAUACACACGUUUGAUUGCUUGUUAACUGAGUAGACAGUACAUAAGUAGCGAAAGAAAAUCGAAAUAGGUACGUAGGUUCAUAAACGAACGAUCUCAAUCGAUAUUCAAAUUUGAAACAAUUCAUUUAACUUUACUUACAAAAACUAAAAUGUACACGACUUAACUUACAUAUACAUAAAUUUAAGUAAAUAUGUAAUUAGUACAAUUUAUUCGCCAUGCUGUACUGAGCAGCAGACAAUUUUUACUUUCAAUUGUAAUAUCUCUAGAAUCAAAUAAUUUGUGAUAAGGUCGCUUGGGCGGGCGUGUUUCAAUGAUUGAGUGCCAAAAAAAGGAGUUGAAGUAUGAAAUGUUACAAAAGUCAGUAAUUACAAAUUACUCUAACGAUUUGCAUUAAUACAUUAGACAAUUAUUAGUUAGAAUGUUUACAAACUUGCUUGUGUGCAAAGGGUUAUUAUGUAUGGAACAUAAAUUACACUAUGCGCGACAAUUCGAUGGUGAGUACAAGUGGUCGCUAUCAAAGUAUGCUCUUUAGAGUGGUGUGGUGCAAAUGAGUACGCUGAGGUCUGUGGAGUUCGCGGGGGAGUUAAAUGGCAGCUCGCUAAAUGAUACCCUAAAGAACUUUCGAUACAUAGGUAGUCAUAAAACAUUUCGCCCGUUUGCUGAAAGAACGUCAUAACAUAAAAAAUCAAAAUGUCAAGAAAAACGGCGUCAAGUUUUCAAAUCACUUAAAAAGCUACCAUAAGUAAAAUGAAAGGCACAUUUUCAACUAAUGAGACACUGUCAAUAGAUAUUGCCAGGUAUAGUUACCAUUACACUUAAAUAAACUUAUAUUAACUUUUUUUUACAAGGAAUAUUUAAAUAAUUUUUUUACUGGCAUAAGAAAAGAGUACGCAGCAUAACUCAUUGCGGGGUGUUAACGCACCUUCCUUUUUGAGAAACCUAGUUGGUGUUGUGACUUAAUAAAACACUUGCGAAAAUGUGUAUGAAAUGAUAUUUGUAACACCAUAGCUGCGUAUAAAUUCGGGUCGCUCCGGUACGGUGGACACGACUGUCAGGAGAACAUAUCACCUUGAUCAAAAAGUUCCCAGAAUAUAUGUCGAAAAUUUGAAAAACAAGUUUAUUCCUUAAAAGUGGUGUUAUCGUCUUGAAAGUACUUCCCAUCAACUGCAACGCACUUAUUCCUGUGUUUGAUCCAGCUCUCCAAACAUUUUGGAUACUCUACUUUCGGUAUAGCCUUCAGCGUCGUCUUCAAUUUUUCCAUUAUUUCUUUUCGGCUGUUAAAACGCGUUCCCCGUAGUGGAAAAAAAAUCGCAGGGAGCCAUAUCAGGUGAAUUCGAUGGCUGUUGGAUGGUAUUCGUUUCAUUCUUGUUAAAAAAAUGAAGAGAUAAUCAUGGCACUGAGCGACGGUGCGUUACAAUGGUGCAAAAGCCACGAGUUAUUUUUCCACAAAUCCCUUCUGCUUUUGCGAAUUGCUUCAGUUAUGUAUGAGACGUUUUCGCCCAAAUAAUAGUUCUUAUUAACUGUCUGACCUUCUAGCGAAAAUUUUUGGUGCAUAAUACCGUUAUAAUUCAUUCUCCUUCUUUUUUGACUGACGACGGGGAUUCCUUGGUCAUGGUUCAUUCGGAGUUCUCCUCUCACUCGCCUGAUGUCUGGAUUGCGCGUCGUAUUCAUAAAUCCACGCCUCGACUUCGGUAUGAUGUGUUUGAUGGAUGUUGGGUUGGAUCCAGCUUGGAAAGCUUUAUCCACGCAGUUCGUUUUUUGCAUGAAAUUCAUGUCCUUUGAGACCAACUUUGCGGCAACACGGCGGAAGGCCAAAUCAUUAACUACAAGGUUCUGAACGGAUCCAUAAGCAAUGUCCAAUGUGCCAACUCACUUUUGAUUAAUUUGCGGUUAUUAAUAAACUUUUCUUUCAAUUUAUUAAUGCUUUCAUGAGUUUUCGAUGUCGGCGGCCUACCACUAAGCAGACCGGUCAUCAUCCUCGAUGGACUCACGAUCUCUUCUCACUCGAAAACGGCUAUUUUCAUUAGAAUAUCAUUACCGUCACAGUUUCUUAACAUUUCUAAGAUUUUCACACCAUUCAACCCCUUUUUAACGCAAAAUUUAAUACAAACCCAUUGUUGUCAAAUGUAUUUUUAAAACUGCAAAAAUUCGAAAACUCACGACGGCGUAACUUUUACAAAUGUCAUCAAAUUUUGAUAGGAAUGUUAAUCAAAAAUGUGGCAAUCUAACAAGAACAAGAAAAAAACAGAAUUCAAAGCAGCGGCUUAGAGCAUCACCUGGCGGUUGUUCCGGAAACUUUUUGAUGAAGGUAGUAUUUACGUGAUGCGUUAUAUUUGUGAUCAAUCACAUCAGCAACUCGUUAUAGCCAAGCCAAAAAAAUAAAUAACGCAAACUAGCACUAAUACUAAUGUAUACAAGUACGCUCAAAGACAUUAUUUUCUACUUUUACGUUUUCAAUAGCAUCGUUGUUAAAUUGAUUUAGUAAUUUGAAGUUUCCGAAAGUUGAGAGCAACCAUCCACAGUCUUGCUGCUUAAAGUACUCUUGGGAACUAAAAAGUUGGUUUGUUGACGUACAAGCUGCUAUUUAUUGCCAUUUAGAAAACCAUUUCGUUUAGUUCAAAUUGCAAAAGAAACUGGUAGGCAGCAUAAAUUCUUUAGAGAGUUGCACUCAUUUAAUGCGAACACUACGCGCCGCCGCAGCUUUACACGAACACAGUUCUAUAGAGACGCUUUUUACAAGAACAUCCCUCCACUCUGCAUCACUUCACAUCCCAUCUCGACAAAUUGCUAAUGUCGCUCAAUGUAAUUGUGAGAAAAGCCUAGAUUACUUCAAAUUUGUAUGUGAAUAAACGAAUAUGAAAUGAGUAAAUAGAUAUUUAUCUAGUUUAUAGAUCGCUGUUAACGGUACUAAAAUAAAUUAGUAUUAAAAUUUUUAAAGUCACCUACAAUUCAUUAAAAAUGGUAUGGGCACGAUUUUUGGCAUUUUCAUAUAGUAACUUUUUAUUCAACACACACUUAUGGCAAUACUGCGUACAUAUGUAGUGAAAGGACACAUGCUAGCAAUUUGUUAAGUAACAGUAUAAAUUAAUAAAUUAAGUAUUACAAUAAAUACAUCUUUCUUAAAUACUUUUAAACAAACGAAAAAUAUAUAGUAAAUAAACUUUCUUUAUUGACAUACCGACUACAGAUAGUAUAAUAAUCUAGGAACACACACGCAGACACACAGUCAGUAGAGUCAAAACGGGAAAUCGUAUGCAAUAAUUACAUAUAUUGUACAAUAUAUAAGAGUAUGUAAAAUUCAUAAAAAAUAUUGAAAACUCUAUUUAACAAGUACUUGUAAUCAAAGCCAGGGAGCAGCAAUGUGUAUUAUGUAGCUGGAAACUUUGACAAAUAAACAGAAGAGCAAGCGAAUAAGAAUGUAUGAUAUUGUAUGUGAAUUGUAUUGAACUAACAAAAGCUACACUGACAGAGCAUAGAACCUCUCAAACAGUGAAAGGGCAACACAUGUAUCUACUAAAACUUGCGAGCGACAUUUACAAUGCCAAAAACUAAUUUGCUCCAAUUAAACUCAUCUGUGAACCAAUUGACUUUUAGCAUAGUGAGCGUUUAGCACAGGAGUGACACAUUCGCUGUUUAAGAUGUUCUGUGGGCAACCGACCUUAGCACGCAACUCGAAUAACAGUCUCAUAUUCGUGUGGAAAAGAAACGCAUUACUAUUAAUUACUGCAUACUUCUAGGCAUUACCUAUACAUGUGCAGUCAGUAUUGUAAAAGUGUGAAGUCAUUUGUAGAUCGAAAUCAUUAAUAAUGAACUAUUAGAAUUUACCCUUGAACAAGAGUAGCAUUUUAUGUGAUGUGUAGUUUUUGAAUUCUGUAAUGCCUCAAUGGUAGGAAUGACAAAUAAAAUUUACUAAUCGGUUAAUGUACCAAAUAGUAAAUUGUAAGAUAAAAAAAUAAUUGCUCUUAAUUGUAAAAAUGGUAAGAGCAACAUCGGCUGCCUCGUCUGCAGGGACUCAGCCGCAGAAUUCUGCCCGCUCGUUUCACAUACUCGUUCCAUCAGCCGUUCUUCAGACGGCAAAGAAGUAAAAUAGGCUUUGGUUCCGCUGAUUUUUUUUUUGUUUUUUUUGUUGUAUAUCACCAACACAAUCUCAGUUUUUUCGUAAGCAAAUAGGUGCAUAACCCUUCUUACGUCAGUGAAUUAGUUGAUUCCCUCAAAAUCGCUGAGAUCCGAGUAACAGUCCGAUUUUGAAUACAGCUCUGCAUUCUUUUUAUUACUUAGCUGUAAGUCCCUCCAUUUGUGGAACAUCAUCAAGACGCCUACUUGUUACGCAAACCAAACAUUUCUCCUCUAUCGACUGAAAUCUUCUUCCACGAAGUGAUAACUUCAACUUUGAAAACAAAAAGAAGUCGCACGGGGCCAUAUCAGGUGAAUACAGUGCUUGCUUGGAAUUUACUUGGUGUUUGUCAAAUAAUCUAGCACAAUUUGGGCUUGGUGCGCAUUAUCAUCAUGCAAAAUCCAAGUUGUUUGCCCACAUUUCCGGCCGUUUGCGACGUACAGCAUCUCUCAAACGCUUCAAAACGGAUAAAUAAUAUUCUUUAUUGACUGUGUGGUCCGAUGGAAGGUACUUAUGGUGCACUACGCCUUGGCAAUCGAAUAAAACAGUAAACAUCACCUUCACUUUUGAGGGGCUUUGGGGCGAUUUUUUCGGUUUCGGCUCGUCUUCAAAGCGCCACUCAGACGAUUGUUGUUUGGUUUCCAAAUUCAUAGACCCAUGUCUCGAGGGCAGUAAUUAUCCGUUCAAUGAAGGGUGGAUCACUUUGGGCUUCAGAAAUCAUCUCCUCAGCAACUGACUUUCGAUGGUGUUUUUGCACCAAAUUCAGGUCCUUCGGAACGAGCCUGGCUGUGACGCAUGUCUUAUACACAAAACAUCAACCACAAUAUGUUGUGCCGUUCCAUAAGAAAUGUCAAGUUCAAUAGGCAUCAGUCUUAAGCUUCACGUUUUCAUCGGUGUUCGAUGUCAAUGGGCAUCCGAAACGAGGGAAAUCUUCCACCACUAUCCGACAACGUGUAAAGUCUUUAUAACUUUCGUAUGCUCUUGUUCUUGAUAGAGCACAUUCGUCAAAUGCUUUUUGUAACAUUUUCAGUGCAUCGGAACAUGAAAUUUCGUUCGCAACACAAAAUUUCAAAUAAACUCUUUGUUCAACAAAUUUAUCCAUGGUAAAAUGCGACAAAUUGAAAAAAGUUGACUGAUGUAAACAAACGCCAGGCAGACACUAAUGAUCUGAUGGCGCUAAAAAGUGACAGAUGUGUGUCUUACAGUCCUACCAACAUAAGAAAAAAAUAUGGAUCGGAUCUGUCAUGCGCGGUUCGUUUAAAUUAAACAUUAUCGGUGCUUUUUGAUGAUAGGGUGCAUUAAGGCGCUUCUUAUUUGACUUAAUUUUUUGUUUUCAAUUUUUGUUUUCUGCCAUACUUUUAUUUUAUUCGAACACAUAAAAAAACGUUAAGCAAUAUUUUAGUGCAUACCUCCAAAACGAGCCGUUUCAGGCUUUAACACCUUCUUCAGACGUUGAAAAACGUUGACCUCACAUUUUAUUUUUGUUGUUUGCGAACAAAAAGAAUUUCUUGGGUGCUAAAUCAGGACUGUAAGGCAAAUUACCUAAUAAUUCGAUCUUUUGAGUGCUGAAAAGCUAUCUUGUGUGAGCCGAUACGUGAGAGCUCGCAUUGUCUUGGUGAAGGAUAAUUCAUCUUCGGCGGUUGGCUGGUUUUCCCCAAUUCUCCGAAAACUUCUGGCAAAGAAAAGUGUCCAUAAUGGUGCGGCUAGGACAUGAAGACAUUUUCUGAAAAAAAAAUUAGCGAUUUACUUUGUUGUUAUUAAUUUCGUAUUGGAACGCCUAUACUGUCGAUUGCUGUUUUGUUUCAAUCUCGUAUAACGGUAUAAUGUUUGAGAGCGGAACCUACUCUCGAACGGUGAAAAUUAAGAAUUUUUGCAGAUUUUUUGGCAGACAAAAAUAAUUAUUGUACAUUUUUCGGAGCUUCAUCAACUUGAUAAUAGAAUACUAGCUGGUCCUCGCGACUUCGUUUGCACUUUAAAUAAAUAUCUAAAAUCGAUAGUGGUUGUCGUCUAUUGUAACCGUGAAACGUAGAUGCCCAUAUAUAUACAUAGGUAUAUAUAUAUCUAUAUAUAUAAUUCGCGCGUAUACCCUUUCUGGGUGUUUGGCCGAGCUCCUCCUCCUAUUUGUGGUGUGCGUCUUGAUGUUGUUCCAUAAAAUGGAGGGACCUACAGUUUCAAGUCGACUCCGAACGGCAAAUAUUUUUUAUGAGGAGGUUUAUCAUGGCAGAAAUACACUCGAAGGUAUGGCAUUGCCUACCGACGGGCGACCGCUAUCAGAAAAAACUUUUUCUUAAUUUUGGUGUUUCACCGAGACUCGAACCUACGUUCUCUCUGUGAAUUCCGAAUGGUUGUCAUGCACCAACCUAUUUGACUACGGAGGCCACCCAUACUUUAAGCUUUUAUAACAAGUAUUCCAAUGAUUUUUAUAUUGAAAAAUAAGUGGCAGCGCUAUUCAAAUAAAAACAUUUUUAAUUAAAACGAGCUCAAUUAUGGUAAUUUACUAUUUUCGCCUUAAGGUUAGGUGGUAACACCCUGCUUAAUUAUAUAAUAUAAUUAAAAAAUAUAUAAAAAAAUUAUAUAAUAAUUUUACUUAAAAUUCAGUUCAUUCUUUUAAACAUAAAUCCUCUAUUGUAAUUUGCGCGAUUCCCACCUCCAAAUUUUUAAUUUACUAUUUUCGUCUUAAGAACUCGGUGGCAACGCCAUGCACAAAUAACUGUACUGAAAAUUUUGUUCAUUCUGUACAAUAUUUUUUGUUUGAUACCCAAUCAAAUUAUGUUAUUAAUUUAAAACUUCGUUUAAAAUAAGAUGGCAACGCUAUUUAAAAAUAUUAUUGGAUUCAAAUUAAAUUUACAUUUUUAUUGAUAUAUGUGUAUAUCUAGUUUCCCAAUUAAUAUAUGUUUGCUUAAUUUACAAAAAAAAAUCACAACUGACAUUUGUGAUAAAUUGCUCCUUUGUAAUUAAUAAGAUUAAGGUGGCAACCCUAUAAAAAAAUUUGCUUUUAGAAUACAUUUUUCUUAAAUAUAAUUUAUUUGAUACCCAUGCAUUUAUACUCAUGUCUAUUUCGAAUAAUGUUCUUUCGAAAAAAAUGUGCAACAUUUCAAUGAAUGUUGUCAUAUAUUAUAUGUAGAGACUUAUGUCCAAAAAAAGUUUUUUAUAAGCAAAACAGGGUAAUGGAAGAAUGCAGUAGAGACAGUAUAAUACUAAUAAUGCAGGAGGCAUCGCUAUGAGAGCACCUAAAAAACAUUUAUAAUUUUUGCAAAUUAAUUGCAAAAUAUCAUUUGUAUGAAUCUACAAAUACAAAAUAAAUUUAAAAAAAUUGCAAACAUAGUAAUAAUAAAAAUUUUAAGUUAAAAAAUUCUUUUUUAAACUGAAAAUUCAAAACGAAAAACUAUAAAGAAUGCCAAUUUUUCCCCAAUUCGUUCUAAUGGUUUUUAAGUGAGGCGGCACGCCAUUUUGAUUGAAUAAUUUUACGGCACUCUCAACAGGGCUUUCACUAACAACCUUUUGUAUGCUAUAUAUGGCUGUUAAAUGUUAUAUUCUGCCAAACAAAUGUGACUGUCAUUCGUGCUACAUAUUAGGGCUGCAGCUUUUGUUAUAUCAUUACAAAAAUGGGUCUAACUCUAUUAAAAAGAAAAAAUUGUAUUUAUAAAAUUCUUCUAUCAAAUAUAUGAAAUCAAAUUAAAUAUGUAAUUAGCAAAGUACUCGAAUUACUCAGCACAUUAAUUUCAACUACGAAUUUAAAUACCUUUGUACUUACUUACAUAUACUAUGUAGUUUUCACAACCGUAAAUCAAAUGUCAACUAUUACCCUAAAUAAAAUAACUAGCUAUAUACAUAUUCAUAAAACACAUAUUAAAACGAGAAACUUAUCUCACUCACAUACGAAGACUUGAAACAGCGAGCAAAGUAUUAAAAUACCUUAGCAUAUACAUAUUUAUGUACUUUCACAAAUCUCAACGAAAUCUGUGUGUAUAAUACAUGAAAGUCUGUCGACAAAUCAAAACUUUUCUGAAACCAAACUGAAACCAAAAUCACACUAGGGUGAGUCUAUACGCUAGAGUCAUGGGUUGGUUAAAUCAUCAAUAGUUAGUUGUUGCUUUCAAAGUUAUAAACGAAAAAUUUCAAGUGAAGUUUUAUCUUUCGAUGACGAAUAACCAAAUCAACAAGGUUUUCUGUUUGUUUUACAAUAACAAAACACAUACUUACAUAUGCCACACAU
Molecule: messenger RNA, 13956 nt
Organism: Anastrepha ludens (Mexican fruit fly)
Lineage: Eukaryota; Metazoa; Arthropoda; Insecta; Diptera; Tephritidae
Product: band 7 protein AGAP004871
Exons: 8
Coding region: 669-1601 (310 amino acids)
Cellular component (GO): plasma membrane
Source: RefSeq, a predicted model, not a curated record